Molecule: messenger RNA, 3160 nt
Organism: Daucus carota subsp. sativus
Lineage: Eukaryota; Viridiplantae; Streptophyta; Magnoliopsida; Apiales; Apiaceae
Product: receptor-like protein kinase 7
Exons: 2
Coding region: 7-3054 (1015 amino acids)
Biological process (GO): protein phosphorylation
Molecular function (GO): protein kinase activity; ATP binding; protein binding
Source: RefSeq, a predicted model, not a curated record
UGCCAAAUGGAGCCUAGCCAAUCCAUGCAAUCAUGCAUGCAUGUAUACAAAAUUUACACAACUUGUCCAAACCAACCAUUCAUUUUCAGUUCCAUUUUCAAACAUAAUCACCAAUUCUCCAAAAUGCCUCAGGCAGCCUUUUCAACUCUCCGGCUAAACGCUAUCCUGAUUCUGUCACUGCUCUGCUGCCUUCUCUUCGUUGCAAAUUGCGACGACCUCACACAACUUCUUGAAGUUAAAUCUUCCCUGCAGAGCUCAAAAACAGAUGUUUUCAGUUCCUGGCAAGACAACAAUCUGAUAACAAGUUUCAGUGGGAUUAAAUGCAACGAAGAAGGCCUCGUUACAGAAAUCGAGCUUUCUCAUCAGCAUUUGACAGGAAAUGUUCCUUUUGACUCAAUUUGCCAGCUGAAAUUCUUGGAAAAACUCUCUCUUGGAGCCAAUUCAUUGUCUGGUCCCCUGACAAAAGAUCUAAAUGCCUGUACUAAUUUACGGUACUUAGACCUGGGAAAUAAUUUUUUCUCAGGCUCUGUGCCUGACAUAUCUUCUCUUACAAAUCUUCUUGUGCUGCAUCUGAAUUUUAGUGGCAUCUCGGGUACGUUCCCAUGGGCUUCGCUACAGAGUAUGACUAAUUUAACUGUGCUAAGCCUGGGAGAUAAUUCGCUUGAUCGGAGUGUUUUUCCUGAGGAAGUCACAGGGCUUAAGGAGUUGACCUGGUUGUACUUGUCGAAUUGUAGUAUAGAAGGGAAAAUUUCAAGUGGGAUUGGAGGCCUAACAAAGCUUGAAAAUCUUGAGCUAGCAGAUAAUUACUUAUCAGGGGAGAUUCCAUCAGAAAUCGCGAAUCUUGUGAACUUAUGGCAGCUUGAGCUCUACAACAAUGAGCUGAAUGGAACAUUUCCUCCUGGAUUUGGGAACUUGACAAAAUUACGUAAUUUUGAUGCCAUGGGCAACUUUCUUGAAGGUGAUCUCUCGGAGCUCAGAUUUUUGGAUCAGCUGGUGAGUUUACAGGUACAUGAGAAUCUGUUUUCUGGUCAAGUUCCAGAGGAGUUUGGUGAAUUCAAGCAUUUUGUGAACCUCUCACUUUAUGGUAAUCAGCUGACAGGGCCACUUCCUCAGAUGCUUGGCUCCUGGUCAGAUUUCGAGUUCAUCGACGUAUCAGAGAAUUUCUUCACGGGUCCAAUUCCUCCUGAUAUGUGCAAAAAUGGAAAGAUGGCUGAGCUACUUAUACUUCAAAACAAUUUCUCUGGAGAGAUACCAGAAAAUUAUGCACGUUGUCAGACGCUGACGCGUUUUCGUGUAAGUAUCAAUUCUUUAUCUGGUAGAGUGCCUAGUGGAAUUUGGGGUUUGCCUGAUCUUAAUAUUAUUGAUGUCGCGAUGAAUAGUCUGGAAGGUCCAAUUAGUCCAGAAAUUAGAAAUGCAAGGUCUUUAACUGAACUUUAUUUAGGUAAUAAUCAGUUUUCUGGUGACUUACCUCUGGAAUUACUGGAAGCUUCAUCAUUAGUAUCUGUUGAUUUGAGUAACAAUCAUUUCUCUGGCCAAAUUCCGAGGAAAUUUGGUAGAUUGAAUCAGCUAAUGAGCCUGCAUUUGGAAGGGAACGAUUUUACAGGCACAAUACCUGAUUCAAUGCAAUCUUGUGAGUCUCUUAGCGAGUUAAACAUGGCUCACAAUUCAAUUUCUGGUAAAAUCCCGGGCUAUCUUGGGUCGAUGAGGAUGCUCAACUCACUGAAUUUGUCUCACAAUCAAAUAGCUGGAAAAAUUCCCCAAACUCUGUCUUUUUCAAGAAUUAGCCUGCUUGAUUUAUCACACAACAGACUCACCGGACGUAUACCAAAGUCCCUUUCUGUUGCAGCCUAUAAUGGUAGUUUUACUGGAAACGACGGUCUCUGCAGUGAGGACAUUAAGUCCUUUCAAAGGUGUUCAACUAGUAUGUCUCCAGAGACUCAGACUUUAAUUGCUUUCUUUACAGUUGUUUUAGUUGCCCUUGUGAUCUCACUAGCAUAUCACUUGUACCUCAAUAAGAGACGUGCUAAUAAGGAUCAGGACCGUUUAUCAGAGAAGCGUUCAUGGAAUGUGAAAUCAUUCAAUGUCUUGAGUUUCACAGAAGAUCAGAUCAUUAACUCAAUCAAAAAAGAGAAUUUAAUAGGCAAGGGCGGGUCUGGAAACGUCUACAGAGUGGAUCUUCCCAAUGGCACACAAUUGGCAGUAAAACACAUCUGGAAUUCGGAUAUAAAUGAGGCCAAAAAGACUUAUAGCAGCUCAACAAUGUUGCAAAAGGGUUCAAAAACCUCCUCUGAAUACGACUCAGAGGUAAAAAUGCUGAGCGCCAUAAGACAUGUCAAUGUUGUGAAAUUGUACUGCAGCAUCACAAGUGAGGACUCAAGUCUGCUGGUCUACGAGUACAUGCCUAAUGGGAGCCUGUGGGAUCAACUGCAUACUAAUUCCGCGAAAGGGAUUCUUGAUUGGGAUAAAAGGUAUAAAAUAGCGGUUGGUGCUGCAAAAGGCCUGGCCUAUCUUCACCAUGGCUGUCACAGGCCAGUUAUUCAUCGCGAUGUCAAGUCCAGCAACAUUUUGUUAGACGAACUUUUAAGGCCUCGAAUUGCAGAUUUUGGACUGGCAAAAGUGGUGCAGACUAGUUCAACUUAUUCUACUCAUGUCAUUGCAGGAACAUUCGGCUACAUUGCCCCUGAAUAUGGAUACACAUUUAAUAUAAACGAGAAGAGUGAUGUUUAUAGCUUCGGGGUGGUUCUGAUGGAGCUAGUCACUGGAAAAAGGCCACUAGAGCCAGAUUUUGGAACGAGCAAGGACAUAGUGAGCUGGGUCUGCAGCAAGCUGCCUGAAAAAGAAGGCGUUUUGAGCAUAAUCGACGCGAAGAUUAGGCAAGACUGCAGAGAAGAAGCGGUGAAGGUUCUGAAGAUUGCGAUUUUGUGCACGUCCAGGCUGCCAGCGUUAAGGCCAACAAUGAGAAAUGUUGUGCAAAUGCUGGAGGAUGCAGAGCCAUGCAGACUCAUCGGUGUGCUUGAAUUUAAGAACAGUGCUAGCAAGAAAGAAAAUCUGUAGAUGAGUGAUAUUAUGUAGCAGCAAUUUAGCAGAAAUCUUGAAUCGGAAUUAAACGGUUGAUCUGAUUCAGAAUUUAUUAAGAAUUUGUCGAUUUUUUUUUGAUGAA